AUGGCAAAAUUUACGUUGAUCGUUCCUGUGGUUUUAUUCGCUUUUUUCGUGCAAUACGGUGAAUCGGUCCGCUGUUGGACUUGCUCGUCGGAUUUGAACCCGCUGUGUAACGACCCGUUCCUUGCCGGCCAGACAGAAAACUCCUACCUGUUCCGUCUAGAGAACUGCGAUGCUACCUCUGCAGUGUCUUACCCUUACCUGACAUCAUCAGUUUCCGCUUGCAAGAAACAGAAGAAAUUCGUUCGCGGUGAGAUGGUUAUUUCACGAGGAUGUACAUGGAAACGCAGAGACGACUACUCCAAUACGUGCCCUAGCACAUCAACCUCUUCAUACAACGAAGUGACCUCGUUCUGCGAGACAUGCCAAUAUGAUGGUUGUAAUGGAGCAUCUGCUAUUACGAAAACAAUCGCUUUGCUAGUUGCACCACUAGGUCUCUUGCUCUUCAAGUAA
Parnassius mnemosyne (clouded apollo) is the source of this 450-nucleotide messenger RNA. NCBI's taxonomy places the organism in Eukaryota, Metazoa, Arthropoda, Insecta, Lepidoptera, Papilionidae. The record is from the annotation of a GenBank genome assembly.